Molecule: messenger RNA, 2544 nt
Organism: Trachemys scripta elegans
Lineage: Eukaryota; Metazoa; Chordata; Testudines; Emydidae
Gene: CDC40
Product: cell division cycle 40
Exons: 15
Coding region: 28-1770 (580 amino acids)
Biological process (GO): mRNA splicing, via spliceosome
Cellular component (GO): catalytic step 2 spliceosome
Molecular function (GO): mRNA binding; protein binding
Source: RefSeq, a predicted model, not a curated record
CUGCUCCCGUGGUUCCUCCUUGGUAAGAUGUCGGCCGCUAUCGCCGCGCUCGCGUCUUACGGUGUCUCUGACUCUGGCUCCGACUCUGGCUCGGACAAUGAGGGAAGCUCCCGCCGCUCGGCGCAGGUAGCCAGCCGGGACUCGGUGCUGCAUCUCGCUUCACCGCCCCCUGCCCCGCAGGCCUUGGCGGUGGACUCGGCCCCGGAGGUGGCUGUGAAGGAAGAUGUAGAGACGGGAGUCCACCUCGAUCCUGCAAUCAAGGAAGUUCAGUACAAUCCCACUUAUGACACCAUGUUUGCACCAGAGUUUGGGCCAGAAAACCCGUUUAGGACUCAGCAGAUGGCUGCACCUAGGAAUAUGCUUUCUGGAUAUGCAGAACCAACACACAUCAAUGAUUUCAUGUUUGAACAACAGAGAAGAACAUUUGCAACCUAUGGUUAUGCAUUAGAUCCCUCUCUAGAUACUCAGGACGUUGCUACUAAAUACAUUGGUUCUGUAGAAGAAGCUGAAAAAAAUCAAGGUUUAACAGUAUUUGAAACAGGACAAAAGAAAAUAGAAAAAAGGAAGAAAUUCAAAGAGAACGAUGCAUCUAAUAUUGAUGGCUUCCUGGGACCAUGGGCAAAAUAUGUGGAUGAGAAAGAAGUAGCCAAGCCCUCAGAAGAAGAGCAGAAAGAGUUGGAUGAAAUAACAGCAAAGAGGCAGAAGAAGGGCAAACAUGAAGAUGAUAAACCUGGAGAGGAGAAGACUAUCUUGCAUGUCAAAGAAAUGUAUGACUACCAGGGAAGAUCCUAUCUUCAUGUUCCUCAGGAUGUUGGCGUUAAUCUCCGUUCUACAGUGCCCCCUGAGAAAUGCUAUCUCCCAAAGAAACAGCUCCAUGUAUGGUCUGGACAUACAAAGGGUGUCAGUGCAGUCAGGUUGUUUCCACUCUCUGGCCACAUAUUGCUAUCUUGCUCCAUGGACUGUAAAAUUAAACUAUGGGAGGUUUACGGUGAACGAAGAUGCUUACGAACAUUUAUUGGGCACAGUAAAGCAGUUCGAGACAUCUGCUUUAACAAUGCUGGAACUCAGUUUCUUAGUGCAGCAUAUGACCGGUACCUUAAACUCUGGGACACUGAAACAGGGCAAUGUGUUUCAAGGUUCACAAACAGGAAGGUUCCAUACUGUGUCAAAUUCAAUCCUGAUGAAGAUAAACAAAGUCUUUUUGUGGCAGGAAUGUCAGAUAAAAAAAUUGUACAGUGGGACAUUCGAAGUGGGGAGAUUGUGCAGGAGUACGAUAGGCAUUUGGGAGCUGUCAACACCAUUGUGUUUGUGGAUGAGAAUAGACGGUUUGUGAGUACAUCUGAUGACAAGAGUUUAAGAGUCUGGGAAUGGGACAUUCCUGUCGAUUUCAAGUACAUCGCAGAGCCGAGUAUGCACUCAAUGCCUGCAGUCACCUUGUCUCCAAAUGGAAAAUGGCUGGCUUGUCAAUCAAUGGAUAAUCAGAUUUUGAUUUUUGGAGCUCAGAACAGAUUCAGACUAAACAAAAAGAAAAUCUUCAAGGGUCACAUGGUGGCAGGUUAUGCUUGUCAAGUUGAUUUUUCACCUGACAUGAGCUAUGUGAUAUCAGGUGAUGCAGAUGGAAAACUUAACAUCUGGGACUGGAAGACGACAAAACUCUACAGUAGGUUAAAAGCACAUGACAAAGUUUGUAUAGGCGCAGUCUGGCAUCCACAUGAAACAUCCAAGGUCAUCACCUGUGGCUGGGAUGGUCUUAUUAAAUUGUGGGACUGAAGGGGGCACUGCAAGGAACUAAAUUUUUAUAAGACUUUUUGUGAACAUCUGAGAUUGCUAAACAUGAACUCUGCUGAGGAUGGUUUGAUUUGAACUUCCAGCUGUUUUCGGGUUCUUCACUAUUGAGGUGCACUGUGCACUCUUGGAAAUGGGAAAUCUCCCAGGCAGAAGACUCAGCUGAAAGGCUACUCUUCUAAGUAUGACUUCAAGGUUUGCGAGAAGCUGAGAACAGUUAUGUGAAGUGGCCAGAAAUAAAUAUUAAUUUGAUAAGUUAUUUUCUGUUUGAUCCACUUUUUCAGAAUAAAACAGUAUUUUCUAGUUUGCGAUUCUGGAUGUCUCACAGUAUAUGGUGUAGAAGUAGAAAACCAGCAGUUUUUUUGUGUUCUGUAACUGCAUAGCUCAGAAGAAAAGUCUCUUUAAUCUCUACUGCAAUAGAUCUUGAAGAUGCACCCAUUAAUAGACUUUUUGGCAGUAUUCUAUGACACCCAAGUUUCUUUGAUUUAUUAGAGUACACAACCAGUGAUUAAGAUUUAUUGAUCCAUAACCAAAACAGAGCUGAUCAAAGGCUUUAGCAUACAUACCCAAUGAACAAACGGAGUAUACCCUGCAGACUGUUCCCUAAACCCUCCGUCUGCGUUCUUAUAUUCAUAUCUUGACUUAAACAUUUACAUGAUACUGAUCAUGGAGGUUCCUCUACGUAACCAUCUUUAUUUGAAAGUUUUCUUUAUAAUAAAAGGAAAUUCUUCCUCCCCCCCCCCCCCAAAAAAAAAAAAA